AUGACCCCCGGCAUAGUGCAGGCACUGUCGCGCAUCUCCCCGACACACCCCGAGCUGCCUCCGCCCCUGCAACCGGCAUGCUCGCCCUCGCUCGCCGCGCCCGCGCCAGGAAACCCCAUCUCGCACGCGCAGCUCCUCGCCCUAACAGCGGUGCUCAGGCAGCUGCCCACGACCAACUCGAGCCGCCCCAACACCGGCCCAACACCAACAACACCGACAGCACCGACAACACCGACAACACCGACAACACCGACAACAUCGACAACACCGACAACAUCGACAACACCAACAACACCAACAACACCAACAACACCAACAACACCAACAACACCAACAACACCAACAACACCAACAACACCAACAACACCAACACCACCAACACCAACACCACCAACACCACCAACACCAACAACACCAACAACACCAACAACACCAACACCGACAACACCGACAACACUCGCCGCCCUCCUCAAAAACACAACCCUCUACACACCCCCACCCGCGCCAAAGCCCGCCCAGACGCCCGAAUACCACGCCCUGAUGGCCCGCCUGCGCGCCGCCGACGAGCGCCAGAGCUACGAGCGCAUGCUCCCGCCCGCCCGCGACCCGUUCUCGACCCGCUUCCCGCACGCCCAGAGCCGCAUGCCCUCGGCCUUUGGCACCGGCGCAGACGACGCCGCCGACGCGCACGACGAGCUGUCGUACGACGAGGUGCACCGCCAGAUCAUCCUGAUCAUCAACGUGCUCAUCUCGGUCGUCUGCGUCGCCGUCUUUGUGUGGGUGGCUGCGCGGCACUGGACUGUGGGGACGCGGUUGGGGUUGAGCAUGGGCAGUGCUUUUGCCGUGGGCGUUGCAGAGGUGGUUGUGUACAGCGGCUAUGUGCGCAAGGUGGCCGAGGCGAAGAGGGUCGAGAGGAAGAAGCCCGAGGUCAGGGAGAUUGUCGCGAGCUGGGUCCUGCAUGGGAAAGAGGGCGAGGCUGUGGCGACGGGGAGAGAAAAGGACGAUGCUAUGAGGCACAGGAAAGGGAGACAUCGCUGA
This is a messenger RNA of Didymella exigua CBS 183.55, 1038 nucleotides long. RefSeq lists its product as uncharacterized. The transcript has a single exon. The coding region runs from base 1 to 1038 and encodes 345 amino acids. NCBI's taxonomy places the organism in Eukaryota, Fungi, Ascomycota, Dothideomycetes, Pleosporales, Didymellaceae. Gene Ontology annotation, cellular component: endomembrane system. The record is from RefSeq and is a predicted model, not a curated record. Gene Ontology annotation, biological process: vacuolar proton-transporting V-type ATPase complex assembly.